UGACCAGCAGAGCGGAAAGGCUGGUGAGCAGUUAGAGCUACAGCUGCUGUUGUUUUAGACUUUAACAGAGUAGAUUCUGUGCUUUUAAGAUCUAUCGACCUCUUUGAAGCUCCAUGGCGGCGGCAGGACGCCGGAACUCUUCCGAGGAACAAGCAGGCCUGUUCUCCUCAGGGACCCACUAUGGCUCCACAGAAAGCAGCAGCAGAACGCACGAUCACCUGGCAAACAGCAACCACAGCGACCACAGCAAGCACAGCUUCCCCCCGUCGGCCGCCGCCCGCUGGGUCGGCGCCGAUCGGGAGGAGGAGGCCAUCCGCAGGAAGCUCAAGUACUUCUUCAUGAGUCCGUGUGAUAAAUAUCACGCCAAAGGACGCAAACCCUACAAGCUGAUCCUGCAGCUGCUGAAGAUCAUCAUCGUCACGGCUCAGUUAGCCGUGUUUGGCAUUAGCAACCAGGUGGCCGUCACCUUCAAGGAGGAAAACACCAUGACGUUCAAGCAUCUCUUUCUGAAAGACUACGAUCCGUCAUCAGAUGACUCCAUUGCUGUUUACACCCAGCAGGACGUCUACGACCACAUGUUCUACACCCUGGAGAAGUACCUCAGCUUACCAGAGACCACAGUGGGGCGCUACGCGUACGUCUACAACGUGAGCGGAAACGGCAGCGCCCUCUCCCUCUGCCAGCAGUACUACAAGAAGGGACAGAUCGAUCCGGCUAAUGAUACCUUCAACAUAGACCCUCAGAUUGUUACAGACUGCGUCGGCGUGAAUCCGCUCUCUGUCCCGCAGACUCAGCUCACCAACAGCUACAAGAACUUCACACUCAAGUUCCACAAGUUGAUCAACGUCACCAUCCAGUUCCAACUGAAGGCCAUCAAUAUACAGACCAUCAUCAACAACGAGAUCCCAGACUGCUACACCUUCCACAUCACAAUAGUGAUGGACAACAAGGCUCACAGCGGAAAGGUGAAGAUCUGGUUAGAAAACCGGGCGGUGAUCAGAGAAUGUAAAGAUCCCAGCGUCUCUGGACACGCUGAGAACUUCACACGCGUUGCCUUCGACGUGGCCGUCUCUCUGGUCUGCCUGCUGUCUCUGCUCCUGUGCGGACGCUCCGUGCUGCGCGGCAUCGUGCUGCAGCAGGAGUUUGUGCAGUACUUCAGGGAGACUCUGGACCGUAAGGUGUGCUGGGCGGACCGGCUGGAGUUUAUCAACGGCUGGUAUAUCCUCCUCAUCAUCAGCGACAUCUUCACCAUCACCGGCAGCGUCAUCAAAAUCGGCAUCGAAUCAAAGAUGUUCUCAUCCUACGACAUCUGCGGCAUCCUGCUGGGAACCUCCACUCUGCUGGUGUGGGUGGGAGUCAUUCGCUACCUCACCUUUUUCCAGAAGUACAACAUUCUCAUCAUCACCCUCCGAGCGGCGUUCCCCAACGUGAUCCGCUUCUGCUGCUGCGUGGCCGUCAUCUACCUGGGCUACUGCUUCUGCGGCUGGAUCGUACUCGGACCGUAUCACGUAAAGUUUCGCUCGCUGUCGAUGGUGUCGGAGUGCCUGUUCUCCCUCAUCAACGGCGACGACAUGUUUGUGACGUUCUCAGAGAUGCAGGAGAGCAGCACCCUGGUGUGGGUGUUCAGCCAGCUCUACCUCUACACCUUCAUCUCCCUGUUCAUCUACAUGGUGCUGUCUCUGUUCAUCGCCCUCAUCACAGGCGCCUAUGAGACCAUCAAGCACCAAACCCAGGAAGCGAUCCACAUCACCGACCUGCACGCCUUUAUAGCCGAGUGUACGGACGCCCCGACCUCCGGGAAGUUCAGGGGGGUGGAGACGUCUCCCUGCUCCUUCUUCUGCUGCUGUGACAGGUCAGCUGGGUUCAUUUCCAGGAGGAACAUAAGCAGAGGAGCGCCGCUCUGCAUCAAACACGCCUCGCCAUCACUGAUGUUCAUGUGGAGGGCCGGGGGGGGGUAA
Cyprinodon variegatus (sheepshead minnow) is the source of this 1958-nucleotide messenger RNA. Its product is annotated as mucolipin-1-like. The record is from RefSeq and is a predicted model, not a curated record. Lineage: Eukaryota; Metazoa; Chordata; Actinopteri; Cyprinodontiformes; Cyprinodontidae. Gene Ontology annotation, molecular function: NAADP-sensitive calcium-release channel activity. The coding region runs from base 114 to 1958 and encodes 614 amino acids. The transcript is spliced from 13 exons. Gene Ontology annotation, cellular component: lysosomal membrane; plasma membrane.